AGGGAGCGCGCCCCGCGGAGCCGAGGGAGGGGUCACGAACUCUGACCCCCAAAUACACAAACCCAGAAAGCUCCCUACCCCCACAUUUCUUUACCCUCCCCCCUUCAGCGUUCUCCAACCUGUCUCCUCCCGGAGCGCCCCAGCAGCCGCUGCAGCGGGACUGUCCGGUCCACGCCCGGCGCAGGACGUGGCGCGGGGAGAAGUGCCGGACAUUUUGACAAUUAGAUCAUGGCAACCAUAGAAGAAAUUGCACAUCAAAUUAUUGAACAGCAGAUGGGAGAGAUGGUUACAGAGCAGCAAACUGGCCAGAAAAUCCAGAUCGUGACAGCACUUGAUCAUAAUACACAAGGCAAGCAGUUUAUCCUGACAAAUCAUGAUGGCUCUACUCCAAGCAAAGUCAUUCUGGCCAGGCAAGAUUCCACUCCAGGGAAAGUUUUCCUCACAACUCCAGAUGCCGCAGGUGUCAACCAGUUAUUUUUUACAACUCCUGAUCUAUCUGCGCAACACCUCCAGCUCUUAACGGAUAAUUCUUCCCCAGACCAAGGACCAAAUAAGGUUUUUGAUCUUUGCGUAGUAUGUGGAGACAAAGCAUCAGGGCGUCAUUAUGGAGCAGUAACUUGUGAAGGCUGCAAAGGAUUUUUUAAAAGAAGCAUCCGAAAAAAUUUAGUUUAUUCAUGUCGAGGAUCAAAGGACUGUAUUAUCAAUAAACACCAUCGAAACCGCUGUCAAUACUGCAGGUUACAGAGAUGUAUUGCAUUUGGAAUGAAACAAGACUCUGUUCAGUGUGAAAGAAAACCUAUUGAAGUAUCACGAGAAAAAUCUUCCAACUGUGCCGCUUCAACAGAAAAAAUCUACAUCCGAAAAGACCUUCGAAGCCCAUUAGCUGCAACUCCAACUUUUGUAACAGAUAGUGAAACUGCAAGGUCAGCAGGACUGUUAGAUUCAGGAAUGUUUGUGAAUAUUCAUCAGUCUGGAAUAAAAACUGAGUCAACUGUGCUGAUGACACCAGAUAAGGCUGAAUCAUGUCAGGGAGAUUUAAGUACCUUGGCCAGUGUGGUUACAUCAUUAGCAAAUCUUGGAAAAACUAAAGAUCUUUCUCAAAAUAGUAAUGAAAUGUCUAUGAUCGAAAGCUUAAACAAUGGUGAUACAUCCUCUUUGUGUGAGUUUCAUCAAGAAAUGCAGACCAAUGGUGAUGUUUCAAGGGCAUUUGACACUCUUGCAAAAGCAUUGAAUCCUGGAGAGAGCACAGCCUGUCAGAGCUCAGUAGAGGGCAUGGAAGGAAGCGUACACCUUAUUGCUGGAGACUCAAGCAUAAAUUACAUCGAAAAAGAGGGGCCACUUCUCAGCGAUUCACAUGUAGCUUUCAGGCUCACCAUGCCUUCUCCUAUGCCUGAGUACCUGAAUGUGCACUACAUUGGAGAGUCUGCCUCCAGACUGCUGUUCUUAUCGAUGCACUGGGCACUUUCGAUUCCUUCCUUUCAGGCUCUAGGGCAAGAAAACAGCAUAUCAUUAGUAAAAGCUUAUUGGAAUGAACUUUUCACUCUUGGUCUUGCCCAGUGCUGGCAAGUGAUGAAUGUGGCAACUAUAUUAGCAACAUUUGUCAACUGUCUUCACAGUAGCCUUCAACAAGAUAAAAUGUCAACAGAAAGAAGAAAAUUAUUGAUGGAGCACAUCUUCAAACUACAGGAGUUUUGUAAUAGCAUGGUUAAACUCUGCAUUGAUGGAUAUGAAUAUGCCUACCUGAAGGCAAUAGUACUCUUCAGUCCAGAUCAUCCAGGCCUAGAAAACAUGGAACAGAUUGAGAAAUUUCAGGAAAAGGCAUAUGUGGAAUUCCAAGAUUAUAUAACCAAAACAUAUCCAGAUGACACCUACAGGUUGUCCAGACUACUACUCAGAUUGCCAGCUUUAAGACUGAUGAAUGCUACCAUCACUGAAGAAUUGUUUUUCAAAGGUCUCAUUGGCAAUGUACGAAUUGACAGUGUCAUCCCACAUAUUUUAAAAAUGGAACCUGCAGAUUAUAACUCGCAAAUAAUUGGUCACAGCAUUUGAAAGCUGAGAUCUCAGUGUAAACUUAUUGUUCUUUCUCAGAACACAAGAAGACACCAAAUUGAACUCAUUGCCUCCAGGGCACCUGGAAAUUUUCCUUUAAAGAAUAACCAAAAACAAAGGUAUUUUUAUUUUAACUUCCAUAAGAAGAAUUUUUGAAGUGACUGGGCAGGUAGAAGGAAUUAGAAUUUCCUUUCCUGUCAUAUUUAAGUGAAUCAGAAAUACUAUGAAUUUAUUCUUGGUUAAGAUGACACCUAAAGCUGUCACCUCUUGACUAUCUAAACUAAGAUCUCUCGUUUUAUUUUAUAUAACAAAUAAAUUAGUCUUUUUUUUUUUCCCCAGAAUUGUGUUCUUUUCAUGUUUUUUAUUAUGAACUAGCACUAACACUUAAUUGUCAGAAAUCUCUAAGAAGGAUUUCCUUGCAUUUUAGUCUUCCAUAAUAUAAUCUAUUUGUUUUAACUAUCUUGUCAAGAGAGGAUUAUUUUAUGCUCCAUGGUAUAAUGAUAACAUUAGAACUAAGGAAAUAAUAAUUGCAUAUAUAUAUUUUUUGUCUUUUGUAAAUAUCAUGGCACCCUUAGCAUAUACCACUCUCAUUGCUGGCAGUGAGACACAGGCCGUUCGUGAUCUUAAGAGUUGACUUCUUUAGUGUUGUAUGUUAGUUACAAGCACUUUGUAUUUAUGUAUGUAGCAGAAGAUUGUUUUUGCGUAUGAGAUAGAGUUCGUGUUUUAAUAUUUUUGGUUUACUGCUGUGUUUUAAAAAUAGUAGAGAUGAACCCAAAAUGUCUCACUAUUUCAAAGUAGCAUUAAAAUUGUCGCUCUUCCACUCCACAAAAAGCAUCUGACCUCUCUCCCUCUUGUUUGACCUGCAUCGUAGCUUCCCGAACCUUCCAUGGGUUUUAGCCAGUUUCUUUUAGGUCAUUAGAAACCCAAUUUGUUAAAUAAUGGAUUUAUCAUAUCCAAUCUGUGUUUUCAAGGUGAGUUAAAUAAUUAUUUUAAAGCAAAUUGAUACUUUUUAAAAAUUUGUUUUUUCAUGUGUAAAGGAAUAUGCACUGAGUUUUCACUGUAAAGGGGUGAGAGCUGUUUUAACAAUAGUAUGAACAUCAACCUGAAGUCUUGGUAUUGCCACAACAAAAGCAUUUUAGACUCCUUGGAUGUCUUCCACACUAAUAUUUUCCUGAGCAAACCUGAUACUGUUAAAUAUUUCUUUGUUCUGAUUUCAUGAUGAAUUAUUUUGGUAUGUAUUUGUUGAUUUAAAAGAAAAUGGAGAUUGUAUUGCACUCAAAGUACAUUUUUUAUAAAGAUUUUUGCAGUAGAAACUGAAUUUUUUGGGAAGGGUGUGGAUUUUACUAAUUGCUACUUUAUAGUAAAUCAAAAGUUUAAAAGUAUCACUUACAGUCUUUACCAACUUAUUAAGGGAAACUUUUCUCCCUAUAUAAAACAUAAUUUUUGUCAGCAGGUUUAUAUAUAAUUAUCAGCUGGGAAAAACUACCUUUAGUACAAAAUACUCAAAUGGAAAAAUCAGUAGGUUUAUACCUUUAUAAACCCAAUGAAGUAAGCCAAGGAUUCAGGAAAAUAAUUCUUUAAAAUAAUGUACUGAUGGUUAAUUAAGAUACAUGUUUCUUUCAGGUAUUUUUCCUAAUUAAAUUUGUAGUUAUAUUUGGAAGUGUUUUUUAAACUAUAUUAAAAUGUGACCUGCAUUACAAA
Diceros bicornis minor is the source of this 3750-nucleotide messenger RNA. It is a transcript of the gene NR2C1, whose product is annotated as nuclear receptor subfamily 2 group C member 1. The transcript is spliced from 14 exons. NCBI's taxonomy places the organism in Eukaryota, Metazoa, Chordata, Mammalia, Perissodactyla, Rhinocerotidae. The record is from RefSeq and is a predicted model, not a curated record. Gene Ontology annotation, molecular function: RNA polymerase II cis-regulatory region sequence-specific DNA binding; zinc ion binding; nuclear receptor activity. The coding region runs from base 229 to 2049 and encodes 606 amino acids. Gene Ontology annotation, biological process: cell differentiation; anatomical structure development; negative regulation of transcription by RNA polymerase II.